This is a messenger RNA of Mercenaria mercenaria, 2230 nucleotides long. RefSeq lists its product as uncharacterized. The record is from RefSeq and is a predicted model, not a curated record. NCBI's taxonomy places the organism in Eukaryota, Metazoa, Mollusca, Bivalvia, Venerida, Veneridae. Bases 72 to 1151 code for a protein of 359 amino acids. The transcript is spliced from 3 exons.
ACCAGAUAGACACAAUUUCGGACAUUCGGCUUUCGAUUCAACGAGUAAUUGUGUAACAACUAGAUCUUGCCAUGGCAAACAAAAGGUCUAAAUUGGACAUCAGUUCAAUUCACCGGCAGUUGAAAAAUCACGAUGCCGUAUUAUAUAAUGGAAUCAAAAACUUCGAAAACAAACAAUCUCUCGUAUGUUUUGUCCGAAUCCUGGCAUGCAGUGGUGGCUAUCGAAAUAGUUUUUCUGAUGCGUGGUGUGAAACGGAAAUUGAUUACACUAAAUGUGUGCUAUACAAACAUUUGUUUGACAUUGGGAUUUUGGAGAAAUUUUUGGACACGGGUGUUCUACCCAAUAGCCUAAACGAAAACCAGAAAUAUAUUGUUCUGCUGGCUUUGCAGACCUUGGCUCUGUUUAUGGACGAUUAUGAAGAAACAAAUAAAAUCAUACAGAAGUACAGAAAAACAAGUUUAAAAGAAGUUUAUUGGACUGGAAUAUUUGGAACACACAUUAUUAAGAAACUUGCCACAAGUAAGAAUAUGAAGGUCAGUGAGUGUGGUUAUGAAAACUGUGGUGCAGAGCAAUGCCAUUGUGGAUGUGGUGAACAAUUGGUUUAUGGCGACACAAGUAUGGGUCACAGAGAAGUUUGGCAUGGCAGUGUUGACAUCCUUCUGCAAAGUGCAGCAGUAGAAGUAACAACAGAAGAAAUUGAAGACCUUGAAGACUUUGAAAUGAAAAUAGAUGACCUUGAGAAACAACCGUUUCCUCAAGCGAUUGUAACAAGUUGCUCUAUGAGAGGCCCUACACCACUGAUAACAGUUUCAAAAACAAAUGUUAAAAUCUUCCUGUAUGACUACGAUUCUGACCUUCUUUUUGAAAGUGAAGAGUUCUUUUUUGACAUGAAACUUGAAAUUUCUACAAUUUUAGGACUAUGGCUUGCAAUAAAUAACCAAGCGUUUGGUUUGCCAAUUAAUCCUGCCUUUAUAGAGGCUGGUUGUCGUUCAGGUUUCAAAACACUCAUGCAAGAGGCUAAUAAACUGGAUGUCUAUGAAAACCAUACACAUUUAUAUGGGUGCAAGAAUGUGUGUAAUAUUGGACUGCCUAUUCAUGAAGUUUUUUCAAGAACCAAGCGAGGAAAUAUUCAGAUUAUAUUGCCCAAAUGACUUGAGCUAGACUAUAAUUUAAAGAACAGGUAAAGCUAUUGGACUCAGCGAUGCGUCCGCAUCAACGUCCCAAUUCGGUUGAGUAUUUAGCUCACCUGAGCCAAUGGCUUACUGUGAGCUUUUGUGACCGCUCCAUGUCUGUCGUCCAUCGUGUGUCCGUCAGUAUUUUUUAAAAAAUCUUCUUAAAAACCAAGGGGUGGAAUUACACCAAACGCUGAAACUGUAUCACUUUGCCUUCAUCAGGGAUAAUAGAUAAGAUGUAAAAUGUACCUUGGUGAUUUCCAGUGUAAUGCAGCUUGCAAAGUUAGCUGUCUAUAAUUCACAAACAAUCUGACCAUGUUUAAUGUAUUUUGGAUGAAAAGCAACUAAAAAAGAGCUGUCAAGUAGACAUCAAUGCUAGACUAUUCAACAGCCUUGUCAAAUGAAUGAAUAUGAAAGUCGAAAAAGGGGCAUAAUUUUAGAUUAGUAUCUUCAAAGUUACAGCCUCUGCAUUGUUUGAAAUUUUACGAUGUUCAUUUGGAGUCCUAAUGCAUUAUAACAACUGGAUGGAACUUCAUGUAAUCUAAAAUAAAUAUGUAAAACUAUAGAGCAAUAUAGCAUGCAGUUGUUUUAUCCAGAUUGAACCACUUGCUCUUUGAGUUAUGGCCCCUUAAAUGAAAUUUAACAAAUUUAUUUGAAGUCCGUCUGGAACCAUAUCUCAGAAACCAAUGGUGGGAAUUUAAUAAAACUUAAAUUAAAAAUGAAAUUGUAUCACUAUAAAGCGGUGGUCAAUUUGGUACAAAUGUUCCUUGGGUGGCCCUAUACAUGUACCAAGAUUUUUCAAAUUAUUGAUAUUUGUUUAAACAAUGGCCACCACUGGUAGGGCUGAAUUUGGAACAUAAUCCUUGGGUGACCCUCUAUGAAUCAUUUAAUUUGUUUCAAUUAAUGUACUGAAACAAUAAAGCAAUGCUGUAUUGAAAUGUGUGCACAAUGUUUUAUGCAUGUACAUGCACAUAAAUAUCUCUCUAUAAAUGUUAGAAUGUGUUGUUUAUAAAUACUUACCUUAUGUUACAAUCAUUUUAAUAAAGAUAUUAAAUUAA